UAUUUAAAGAAGUUUUGUUUGUCAUUGUCGGAUCCGUCGUGUUUUAAGUCACCUAACUUUCGUCCAGCAUACAUCAACCCAUGAAUUUGAAUACUGAAUAACACAUUUCAGUCGCACCAAUACCCUUUAUUUUAUAUAUUUUCAAACUCUUCAAAUGGCAUUUUUUUCAUAACCUAAUGUUAUAAGUAAUUGAUUCAAUCAUAUGGAAAAAAAACAUUUACGCUUAAGCACGAGUGAAACCGUACAAACAUAAAACAUCGAUUUCGGACUAAAUUCUAAAUUGCGAACAUGUCAAACCGCCUUUCACAAUUGAUUACCUCUGCAGAUUCCCUUCUUUUGAGAAGGAGGUACUCCCAACAUCUACUUGACCAUUCUGCAAAAAUGGGAGCGAUGCAGAUGUCAACCCAAAACGGAAAUUUUACCGAAUCAAAAAUGCAAGAGAUCGGUUCGAGUUGGGACACACCCUCUAACAAUGAUCCUAAUGAUUCUUCAUGGCAACUAUCAGCAGAGAAAGACUACGGAGUUACUCCAAACAUGAAUUCCACUCAAUGGAGUUGCAUGAGCGUGGCUGGAGCAUCGAAAGAAGUUGAAUAUGCAUCUAGAGAUCUACCUUUGUCGAUACAGAGUGUCUUUAGAAAUCGAUCGAUCGGCAGCCAUAAGGAAAAAAGUAACGACACGGUAACAAAGCAGGCGGUGAAAAUAGCUUCUUAUGAGGCUGCGUCGCCAGCUGCGAGCGGGCAAAUAUCACACAAAUCGUCUUUAUACAAAAAACUAGCAAAUAAGCAUAUGCCUAUCAACGCGAUGAAACAGACGUACGAAAUUACAAAGGACUCUUGUCAAGAAUCAGUCGAAUCUUUGAAACGGCAUUCUGACGACAUUAACGACGAAGUUAACAAACUGAUAGCGGCUGGUAAGCAAGAUGAAAUUUCGAAGCGCAGGACCCCGGCGAAGGGCGAGUACCCUGAGGAGAAGGUUACGUCUCCUUUAUCGAUUUUGUCGCGGAAAAGUAACUCGAUGUGCAACAUGGAAAAAGAAAUGAAUCCACCCAAUUUUCACAAUCUGGUCGCACGUAAAUCGCAAUCGAAAAUCGCACAAUUGAGCUCGGAGGACUGGCCGUUGCCAGAGAGCCGUAACUCCCAAAGAUUCCCGUGGGACGGCUCGACGUCGAUGGUAAAAGAGAAAACCACUAAUCCGGAAAAUGAGAUGCUUUAUCAAACUUACGAUCCAAACUUUUCAUUUAAACUGGACAUGUAGUGUCAGUUAAUAACAACCUUUUUCAAUUGUC
Messenger RNA from Cimex lectularius (bed bug), 1285 nucleotides. RefSeq lists its product as uncharacterized. The record is from RefSeq and is a predicted model, not a curated record. The coding region runs from base 289 to 1254 and encodes 321 amino acids. The transcript has 3 exons. NCBI's taxonomy places the organism in Eukaryota, Metazoa, Arthropoda, Insecta, Hemiptera, Cimicidae.